AUGACUUCCAGCUACUUCAACUUCGACGACGCCGACGUCAUACUGCGCUCUGCCGCGCCAUACGCGACCGAGUUUCGCGUUCACAAAUCCCUCCUCUCCGCCGCGUCUCCGUUCUUCAAGCACAUGUUCGCUUUGCCACAAGCGCCACACUCCGUCGCGGGUCCCGAAGUACCCGUCAUCGAUGUGUCCGAGCCCAAAUCUACUCUGGAGACACUACUGCGCUACGUCUACCCGAUGUCGAGACCAUCCAUCGACACCCUGGACGAGCUCACUCCUGUCCUUGAAGCUGCCAUGAAAUACGACAUAAUCAGCGUCAUCGACAUCCUCCGGAAGCGUCUCGUCUCCCCCGAUUUUGCAAGAGCCACACCCACGCGUGUGUAUGCGAUUGCAUGUCGGUUCGACCUCGAGGAGGAGGCGAAGGAGGCAUCCCGCUACACGCUCAAUGUCAACGUUCUCGACUGCCCCCUUCACGACGACCUCAAGCACAUCACAGCCUACGCGUAUCACCGUCUCCUUGACCUUCAUCGGAAGCGAGCGAAGGCGGCCCAGGAGCUGCUUCAGCUGUCGGAGGACGUCAAGUGCAUGCAGUGCAACGGAGCGCGGUAUCAUGCGUUUCUGCCGCCAAAGUGGUGGACGGACUUCCACGAGAGGGCGAAACAGGAACUAGCUGUCCGGCCAACGGCAGACGUCGUCUUCUCCAUGCCUUUUCUAGCGCAGUCGGCACAGGCGGGCUGUGAGCGAUGCGCUGGGAGCAUCCUCGACGCGCAUUCGUUCCUGGACCAGUUGAGAAAGAACAUCGACAACUUGCCAUCCACGAUAUGA
Rhodofomes roseus is the source of this 822-nucleotide messenger RNA. RefSeq lists its product as uncharacterized. Bases 1 to 822 code for a protein of 273 amino acids. The transcript has a single exon. Gene Ontology annotation, molecular function: protein binding. The record is from RefSeq and is a predicted model, not a curated record. Lineage: Eukaryota; Fungi; Basidiomycota; Agaricomycetes; Polyporales; Fomitopsidaceae.